This is a messenger RNA of Ophidiomyces ophidiicola, 759 nucleotides long. RefSeq names its product TATA-binding protein (TBP) (gene tbp1). The record is from RefSeq and is a predicted model, not a curated record. The transcript is spliced from 4 exons. Lineage: Eukaryota; Fungi; Ascomycota; Eurotiomycetes; Onygenales; Onygenaceae. Gene Ontology annotation, molecular function: DNA binding; RNA polymerase II general transcription initiation factor activity. Gene Ontology annotation, biological process: DNA-templated transcription initiation. The coding region runs from base 1 to 759 and encodes 252 amino acids.
AUGGAUUCCCUUACCACACACCCAUCCACCGCGCAACAGGCAAAGGCCUUUACAUCCCCAGCAUCCCUGUCAUUUCCAGGAGGUGCUGCGGCUGCUGAGCUCACGCCGCCUUCUGAGAAAGAGCCCAAUGGAAUGAACAAUGCUCAGGCAAACGGUCAGCAGGGGACCAAUAAUGGUGCUGCUCUGGCUACGCCUGCUGCAACUCCUGGUGUUGGCCCGGGUAAUGCUGAAAAGCAAAGAAACAUUGUUGCCACGGUCAAUCUCGACUGCCGUUUGGACUUGAAAACCAUCGCUCUGCACGCGCGAAAUGCGGAGUACAACCCAAAGCGUUUCGCUGCUGUCAUCAUGCGCAUUCGCGAGCCCAAAACCACGGCCUUGAUAUUUGCCUCUGGAAAAAUGGUUGUCACUGGCGCAAAAUCUGAAGAUGAUUCAAAGCUUGCUUCCAGAAAAUAUGCGCGUAUCAUUCAAAAACUUGGAUUCAAUGCCAAAUUUACUGAUUUCAAGAUUCAAAACAUUGUUGGAUCCUGCGAUAUCAAGUUUCCUAUUCGUUUGGAGGGCCUGGCAAGUCGCCAUCAUAACUUCAGCUCCUAUGAGCCAGAAUUGUUCCCCGGUCUCAUCUACCGUAUGAUGAAGCCAAAAAUCGUGCUACUCAUCUUUGUCAGUGGAAAAAUCGUCCUCACAGGUGCAAAAGUCCGAGAAGAAAUUUAUCAGGCUUUUGAAAUGAUCUACCCUGUGCUCACUGACUUCCGCAAAGUUUAA